AUGUCGGAAGCGCUGUCGAACGGUGUGCCGAGGGUUCAUGGAGAUGCAUCGGCAGACGCCGAGGAUGAGAGGAUUCUUACCGCGGUCUUUGCAGAACUUGCGGCCGAGGCUUCGGAAAUCGAGCGCGUCGCCCUGGACCUGGAUCGUGCUGGCGAUCCCGAGCAGGCGGUGGCCGUGUACCGACAGGUUGCAGAGCGAUUGGCCAAAGCGGCGGCCUCUUGUCCAGAAGGCAACCCCGACCGAGCCGUUCUGUCCCGCCAUGCUGGCGAGGUGCUCGGCCGGGUGGUCUACCUCGAGAGCUU
Molecule: messenger RNA, 302 nt
Organism: Symbiodinium sp. CCMP2456
Lineage: Eukaryota; Dinophyceae; Suessiales; Symbiodiniaceae
Source: the annotation of a GenBank genome assembly